GUAAAGCAGCCAUUAACGGCGAACAGAGGUUUUGUCUCCGGUGAACCAGUGAAGCUUCAAGCUCCGACACGAACCAGCCAGCGAGCUCGAAGCUCGCGCAACCGAUAACAACCAAAUUUCACCAGUGAACCAGCGACACCAACUCCGGCAAAACAGUUUUCAGCUGAAAAAAGUGAGCUUGACAAUGGAAGAAGAUAAGGGGUUGAAGAAAGAGAAGAAAAACAUCCCUGUAUUGCCAUGGAUGAGAGACCCAGUUGAUAUUACUACCUUUGAUCAAUGUUCUCUAGAUCUUUUGCCUUUUAUUGAUCCCAGGUUAGUGGCGGCUUUGAAGAAUAUGAGCAUCACUUCACUCUUUCCCGUGCAACUUGCUGUCUGGCAAGAGACGAUUGGACCUGGCUCUUUUGAACGAGACCUUUGUAUAAAUUCACCUACAGGGAGCGGGAAAACUCUUGCUUAUGCCUUACCAAUUGUUCAGAUGCUGUCUACACGUGCUGUUAAAUGUCUUCGUGCACUUGUGGUCUUGCCUACUAGAGACCUUGCAUUGCAGGUCAAAGAGGUCUUCUCUGCUCUUGCACCUGCAGUAGGCCUGUCUGUCGGCUUGGCAGUAGGUCAGUCAUCAAUUUCAGAUGAAAUCUCCGAGCUCAUCAAGAAACCCAAUGUUGAGUAUGGCAUAUGUUAUGAUCCUGAAGAAUUCUCAUACGAGUUACAAAGUGCAGUAGACAUAUUAGUGGCAACUCCUGGAAGACUGAUGGACCACAUCAAUAACACUGAUGGUUUUACGCUUGAGCAUCUAUCUUAUCUUGUUGUUGAUGAAACUGAUAGGUUAUUAAGGGAAGCUUAUCAGUCCUGGCUUCCUACCGUCAUUCAGUUGACCAGCUCUUCUGUUGAUGGGAACUUCCCUUCUGCUGCUGAUCUUCUUCCUUGCACUUAUGGUUCAUUGAAGACAAUCAGAAGAAUGGGCACUGAAAGAGGGUUCAAGGGAAAAGCCUAUCCAAGGCUGGCAAAGAUGGUUUUAUCAGCCACACUAACACAAGACCCAAGUAAACUUGCUCAGCUUGAUUUGCAUCAUCCUCUUCUUUUGACGACUGGAGAAAGACGUUACAAGCUUCCUGAAGAACUCAAAUCAUUUAAAGUGCUAUGUCAAUCAAAGCUUAAGCCACUUUAUCUAGUUUCCCUUCUUCAAAGUCUGCAAGGGGAGAAAUCAAUUGUUUUCACAUCAUCUGUGGAGUCCACUCAUAGAUUAUGCACCUUGCUCAAGUUUUUCGACAAUUUGCAAAUUGAGUUCAAGGAGUAUUCUCGUCUUCAACGGCAAUCUGUAAGAAGCAAGACGUUGAGGGCUUUCCGGUCAGGGCAAGUGCAAGUGCUUAUUUCCUCUGAUGCUAUGACUCGUGGAAUGGAUGUUGAAGGAGUGAGAAAUGUCAUAAACUAUGAUAUGCCUGCAUAUAUAAAAACAUUUAUUCAUCGGGCAGGCAGAACUGCAAGAGCGGGCCUAAGUGGAUGUUGCUUUACGUUAAUGCAUAAAGAUGAGGUCAAGCGCUUCAAGAAGAUGCUACAAAAAGCUGACUGUAACUCUUGCCCUACCUAUUCUGCUUCUUCUGAAGUGAUAGAGUCACUUCGCUCUGUGUACACCUCAGCUUUGGAGAAACUUAGAGAGAAUGUUGAAUCAGAAAAGUUUAAGAAAAGCAAGAUUAGGUUGAAAUCUUCAAAUGUGAGAAAGGAGAAGUGAAAAGCUGUCCAUGGUGAUAACUUCCAUUUUCCUAGACAGUGUAGUACUCUGUUGCCAACCAGUUUAUGAUUAUAUCAUGAUCUGGAUGAAUCGUGCAGUCGGUGGAGGGUCAAAAAGACUAAUCCUGUUUGCGGGAUUGUGAAAGCUGGACUUUCCAUGAAGGUUCAUUGCCAAAAUUUGAGUCUCUUACGCUAUAACGAGAGAAAAAAAAAUCAUGUAUAUAAGCAUCCAGGGACGUCGAUGGAGACGCCUUUUAUUUGGAUGGUAUGAAAAUAUUGAAUGGCUGGGAUUCUUCAUUGCUGGUGAAAAUUGAAAAAACUGGAGAUUCUCAUCUUGAACUAUGAUUAUAAUGGCAGUCGUUAACUUAAAAAAUGACAAUACACCAGUUUUUGUUAUUUGCUGGAGAUCUUUCAUACUUCAAUUUUAUUUAUUUAUGUUGUAUAUGGGUGAUUCCUCGGGAAACAGCCUCUACCUCCAUGAGGUAGGAGCAAGGUCUACGUACACUUUACCUUCUCGAGACUACACUUAUGGGAUUUCACUUGCUAUUUUGUAAUGUUUAGAUAUAGAGCCCUCUUAUCGAAUUUCACUGGGUAUAUUGUAAUGUUCAAAUAUUUGCAUUUUAUCUAUUAUUAGAGUUGAUGGUC
Molecule: messenger RNA, 2370 nt
Organism: Solanum verrucosum
Lineage: Eukaryota; Viridiplantae; Streptophyta; Magnoliopsida; Solanales; Solanaceae
Product: DEAD-box ATP-dependent RNA helicase 1-like
Cellular component (GO): nucleus
Molecular function (GO): ATP binding; nucleic acid binding
Source: RefSeq, a predicted model, not a curated record